GAGCAGCACAUUUCCUUGCUCCCCCAGAGCACAGCAUUGUCUUAGCUGGACAAUCAGAGCUUUGUUUUGACACCUCAGCAGUUGUCAGCUGUCGGGUGUUUUUGUUCAGAGGGUUCAGAGCCACCUCCCCGGGGCUCUGACGCCCCAACAAACGGCCCUUGUUACCACAUGACUGGUCUGAGCCUGGUUUUGGGAAGGGUUUCUGGGAGAUGGCUUGUGCUGCUGAAUGGUGGCUGUGUCAGAGGGGGAGAGUCAGGAACCUGUGUUGGUGCUGGGAUAAGUCAGCUGGACCUCUUCCAAAAUGCUGUUUGUGGAUAAGAAUUGUUUUUGUUUGGGUGUCACACAUCUGUGUUGGGAUAGAACACCAAGGUUAACUCCUGCCCACAGCCAGAGCGGUGGUUUUUUCUCCUCCUGGGGUGUGAGGAAUGGAUGGGGCUGUACCUGUGCUCUGAGAAAAGAUGAUUUUUUUUAUUUUUUUUUUAGGUGGAUUGGGUACAAAAUUGCUGUAUUGUACCCCAAAUCCUUCCCCUAAGAACAUCCACAGGUGCUUGAGCUGCCCUCGGCAGAGCCAAGGGGGGGUGAGCAGGCACCCAACUUCCUCAGCACCAACCUGUUCCAGAACUCUUGGCUUAGUGGGUGCCAGGGAUUUCACAGCCUCAGUGUGACACUCAUGGCUCUGGCUUUCUCUGUACCCCUGAUCCUGAGCCUUUUGCUUCCCAGGUUUGCUUUCAGGUUUAACUCCACACCUGGAGCAUCUGGUGCAGCCCAGCUGACACGUAAUUCCGAGGAUGGAAAAGCUGGUGGGGAACUGGUUUUCUAAGGGGCUAAAGGAGUCCUGGUCACUUGAUUAAGAAGAACCCCUCGGUUUAGGGAGCUUUCCUGUGUCCCACCGGGCACUUGGAUUGCACCUGAGCUGUGCUUAACCCAUCGAGGAGCAGUGAGGUACAGCCCAGCUCCAUGUGCUUGGAAGGCUGGAGCUGGUGCUCUCCCCGAAGGAAUUCCAGAAGCUCCACAGUCGGAGGCUGUUCUCCGGCCAAACUUAUCUUUGGAAAAACAACACAAACCAACCAAAAAAAUCUGGCAAAGCAUCUGAGCUGCCCCCGCUCGCUGACUUUGUGUCGAAGCCACUUUUAAACCCCGCAGCAAAGCUUUCCUUCCACCCCAAAGGUUAUUUCGCACAGCGGGGACCCGGAGUGGGGCCACACCAUGGCAACGUUUGUCAGUGAGAAGCUCAGCCGGCUCUUCGUUAACGUGAGGCAGGUCCCUCAGCUGCUGGGGCCCCUCUCUCCCUCCACCGUCAGCAGCUCCGAGGUGCCCAAGGUCUUCUGGAAGCCCUACAUCCACACCGGCUACCGGCCCGUCCAGCAGACCUGGCGCUACUACUUCUCCACCCUCUUCCAGCAGCACAACGAGGCCAUCAACGUCUGGACCCACCUGGUGGCAGCGCUGAUCCUGCUGCUGCGCUUCCAGCAGCUCUCGCGGCGGGUGGACUUCGGGCAGGACCUGCACGCCCAGCCCCUCCUCAUCAUCCUCGCGGCCUCCAUCACCUACCUGACGUUCAGCAGCCUCGCCCACCUCCUGCAGGCCAAAUCCGAGUUCUGGCACUACAGCUUCUUCUUCAUGGACUACGUGGGGGUUGCUGUUUACCAGUAUGGCAGCGCCCUGGGGCACUAUUACUACGCCAUCGAGCCGAGCUGGCACGAGAGGGUCCGGGGGUUUUACAUGCCGGCGGCCGUGCUCCUGGCCUGGCUGUCCUGUGCUGGCUCCUGCUAUGCCAAGUACCGGUACCACCAGUCCGCCCGGCUCCUGGGCCGGCUGUGCCAGGAGCUGCCCUCGGGCCUGGCCUACCUGCUGGACAUCAGCCCCGUGGUCCAUCGCAUCUGCACCGCGCCGCCCUCGGCGCGCCCGGACCCGGCUCUGCUCUACCACAAGUGCCAGGUGCUGUUUUUCCUCAUCGGUGCCUUUUUCUUCUCGCAGCCUUACCCCGAGAAGUGGUUCCCUGGCAAGUGCCACUUCUUCGGGCAGAGCCAUCAGAUCUUCCACGUGUGCCUGGUGCUCUGCACGCUGGCGCAGAUCGAGGCCGUGGUGCUGGACUACGAGUCCAGGCGGCACAUUUAUUCCGCUCUCCAGGGGGACCUGGCACACAACUUCUCUGCCCUUUGCCUCUUCACUGUGACCUGCUCUGUCCUCACAGCCGCCUACAUGGCCCGGAAGGUGAAGAACAAGCUGGGCUUCAAGGAAGAGUAAAAGCCCUGAAGGAGAAGCAGGUGAGCUCAGCCCGUGCUGGAUGAAUCCCGCCCCAAACCUUGAGAAGAGGAAUGAGACGCUUCAUGAACUGUUAUUCAGCAAGUGCUUUCUAUAGGAAGGGAAAGUAAAAGCUGCUUUUUUUUAUGCCUUUUUUUUUUUUUUUUAA
Pipra filicauda (Wire-tailed manakin) is the source of this 2413-nucleotide messenger RNA. Its product is annotated as membrane progestin receptor alpha. Bases 1207 to 2247 code for a protein of 346 amino acids. NCBI's taxonomy places the organism in Eukaryota, Metazoa, Chordata, Aves, Passeriformes, Pipridae. Gene Ontology annotation, molecular function: nuclear steroid receptor activity; steroid binding. Gene Ontology annotation, cellular component: centrosome; plasma membrane; spindle pole. Gene Ontology annotation, biological process: response to steroid hormone; spindle organization. The transcript has 2 exons. The record is from RefSeq and is a predicted model, not a curated record.